CCAGUACAGUAGCUGGCGAUGUAUGCACCUUGAAUGUAGAAUGCGACCUGCCAACCCAAUUCCAACGAAGAAGAAGGUGAAGAUUUCUGAUAGGAGCUCUGUAACUCAUUGCGAAACAUUUGUCCAACAACAUCCAGGUUGGGUAGUUCAACUGUAUAUUUGGUUAUUCUUUCUAGUCUAAAUAAUUGAGCAAUUCUGUUUUCGAUUUUUCAUUAAAAUCUUUUCUUGCUAGCUACAUUACUUUUCAACACGACAUCAUAACGUUGUUGUCACACGUGGAUACUACUGCCGUGAGUUAGCUAAUUUGCUAAUUCCUAGCUUAGCUACCAUUUGUUAGCAAGGACAUUUUCGUUUUCAUAGAAGGUUAGCUUUUUGCGUUUAGACACGAUCGUUCAUGUGAACGUAUAGUGUGAGAUUCGAUGCCUCCUGCAAGCAAACGGGCGAGAAAAGAGGACUCACUGCUGGAGUUGGCGUGUGAGUGGGGGUCCUGCCAAGAGUCGUUCGAUCGGAUGCAGGAGUUCUGCGAGCAUGUGGAGGGUCACCUCAAGGCGCUGGACAUAGAGGACGGGGGAAAUUACUCAUUUGAGGAGCACAGCUGUCUAUGGAAAGAUUGUGGGUUCUGCUCUGUGGAGAGUGCCGAGGAGUUUAAGCGCCACGUCUAUUUCCACUGUUACCACACCAAGCUGAAGCAGUGGGGCCAGGGGGUACUCAAGGCCCAGCCCAGCAUCGGCACCUGCACCAUUGGCCUCCACAACCGCAACAUCGUGCCUGACAUCACAGACAACUUCAUCUGCCAGUGGGAGCAAUGUGAGCAACCAUCCCUUGCCAACCCAGAGUGGUUCUACCGCCAUGUGGAGAUGCACAGUAUGUGUAUGGAUGUACCCUCUGCUGAUAAGGAGCUCUUGGUGCGCUGUGGCUGGAAGGACUGCGAGGCCACGUUUAAAGGGCGUUUUAAACUGCGGGAGCAUCUGCGGAGCCACACUGGGGAGAAGGUGGUGGCCUGCCCAAUCUGUGGAGGCAUGUUUGCCAACAACACCAAGUUCUUUGACCACAUCAGACGGCAGACCACCAUCGAGGGUCAGAGGUUCCAGUGCUCCCACUGCUCCAAACGCUUUGCAACAGAGAGACUACUGAGGGACCACAUGAGGAAUCAUGUAAAUCACUACAAGUGUCCAUUGUGUGACAUGACCUGCCCAUCCCCCUCAUCACUGCGGAACCACAUAAAGUUCCGCCAUAGCAACGAGAAGCCUUAUAGCUGUGAAUACUGCGAGUACAGCUGUAAGAACCUGAUCGACCUUCGUAAACACCUGGACACCCACAGCACUGAGCCGGCCUACCGCUGUGACUUCACCAACUGUGACUACACCACACGCUCACUGCACUCCAUCAAGAACCACUACAAGAAAGUACAUGAGGGAGAUUUUGUGGCUCGCUACAAGUGUCAUGUCUGUGAGCAGUGCUUCACUAGAGGAAACAACCUCACUGCCCACCUCCGCAAGAAGCACCAGUUCAAAUGGCCCCCUGGACACCCCCGAUUCAGGUAUAGGGAGCAUGAGGAUGGCUUCAUGCGUCUGCAGCUGAUCCGCUAUGAGAGUGUGGAGCUGACCGAGCAACUGAUGAGAGAGAGACCGGAGGGCCACGAGGGGGAGGGGGAGGACGCUGCCCGGACAGAUAUCCUGGGGCCUGGGGAGGAUGCCAGGGUAGUAGCACACUCCACGGAGGUACAGGUGGAGCUGAGAGGGGUGCUGUUGGAGGGGGAGCAGGAGGAGGGUGUGUUCUAUGAUUUGACUGGGGGGGACUCAUCUCAGGCAGAGGAGGACACUGUGAUCCUGCAGCUACAGGACACUGCUCAGCAGCUGGGCAUGCAGGUGGUAUAACCACUACAACCCCUCACAUAGACAUGCUGCUCAUCUAAUGGCUUGUUCCUCUGAGAUACUGAGCAGUGACACAGCACAGAGGCACCAGGACUAAGGGAAGGACGGGAGAGCUUUACCGUUUUUUUUAGCAUACCUGUCUACUGAGUAUGAGGAGGGGGAACUCUUCAAGGAUUCACAUAGUAUUGAUUGAAGUGAACAGUGGCUCCUAAAUAUUGGGAUUUAACCAGCAGGACUGGCCUUACCUGCCCUCACUUCAGGGCCCACACUUCUCAUAGCACUCUGUCAGAAGAUAUGGAGUUGAUAUUGUGGAUGUGAUUUCUUGGACUGAAGAGUUGUUUUCCAACGUCUGAUCCGCCAUUGUUGGAGACCAAGACAGUUGCUAUGUUUUGCAUUAUGAACAACUUUGAGCUGAGCUGAAUGGACUUCAUAGGUGUAUACUAUAAAGCAGGAUCAAUGAGUUAGCCAGCUGACUAAGUAGUCUUAUAUAACUUGUUAUAUUCUUUUUGGGGGGAGGGGGUUUGAAAUGUGUUGGUCUAAAGGCGUCAGCAUGCUUCAGUUCGGCUGGCACCUAGCCAAACUUGGCUAACCGAAUGAGUGUGCUCGCAUAUGACCUUUGCUUGAAAAAUUAGAAGAAAAGCGACAAUAGUACUGUUUGUCUAAUCAGAAUUAAUCUAAGAUAACUCAAGAAGUCUGUCAUUAAUCUGGAUGUUUUUGACGAAGAGAUCUUAGUCGUGCAAUUUUAUAUCUAAGAUGUUUGGUGAAGUAUUUUUCAAAGGAAAAAAUGUGCUUGAAAAUGAGUCGUCUCUCGUUGAAUGACAACAGACUAUUCAAGAAUCUAUACUGUUGACCAAUCACAGACAAAGGGGUGUGAACUUCGGCUCCGAACUUCGACUUGCCUCCAAAAUGUCAUCUUAAUAUAUGCAUAAACUCUUCCAAAUUGUUUUGGCUGGGAAGCAUGAGGACGCCUUAAUUCAGUGUUUUCCAACUCCAGUCCUCGAAUACACCCAAACAACGCACACUUUUGUUGCUCUGGAGAAUUUCAUCUAAUUCAACUCAUUGAGGGUUUGAUGAUUAGCUGAAUCGGGUGUGCUUGUCCAGGGCUACAACAAAAAUGUGUUGAAUACAAUUGAUUCAAGUUCAAAUAAAAUAACCAGAAAAUGAAUAGUUAUUGCUGGUUGUUUAUCUAAGUUAGCUGGCUAACUCAUUGACCCUGCUUUUUAUUAUACCUCAGCUGUUUGAUUUGACAUUUAUUUUUUGGUCCUGGGCAAUAAACAGAUUGUGCUUUUUAUUGGCUUGUAUCGUAUUUUGCAUUGCUGUCACUCACCUUUUUAGAGCGUGUAUAUUUAGUUUGAUGCACAUUUCAGAACAUUGCAUGUAGAUGUGAACUGAUGAUUCUCUAUCAAGUGAAGCAGAACGUUGUGUAUAAUACUUAUCUAUAUUUUGCUCUUAAUUAUCCCACAGAAAUUGAUUUACUGCGUGUGCGUGCCUGUGCGUGCAUGGUGUGAAAGAGAGCAUUCUCUGGCCUAGAAUCUAAUCCACUUAGUGGUGCUCUUGCAUCCGGCUUGUUGCCCGUCAGACACGUCCUCCAAUGAUGGACAAGACUGGCAGACACAGAGAGGCUAUGUACAUGACUGAAAUAGGAUGUUGAGGCUCUUGAUUGUUGCCACUCUAUUCAACGGCAGAGAUGGAAUCAAUACUUUUUGCUCUAGUCGUGCAGCUAUGGCAAUGCACUCGAAAGCCAUUCUUAUAACAAUAUCUUGUUAUUUCUCGCCUCCUUUUCUUAUACACUACAAUUGCACAUCCAUACAAAACUGUAUAAUGUACAUGAAUAUAUCUGCAACCCAUGCUAUGGCUCUGUGUAAGCACAGCACAUAGUAUUAUAUCUGUGGUAGUAGUGGAUGGGUUGUUGUUAGCUUGUGUUUAAAAGAUUAACCAGUCCUAGGAGCUUAGUGUUAGCAGCACUCACUGUGCUCUGCUUCCUUACUCUGUCGCUAUCUCUGGACCCUAAUGCAGAUAGAGUUCAUGCAGAACACCUGAAGACUACUUGGCAUGCUUCUGUGCCUUUUUAUGGAGAUUUAAAUGGAAGUUUGAAGAGAAACUCAUUAACAUCCAUGCAUGUUCUUUCUUUGGUUCAGAACUGAGUUGUUUACCUCUCCUGCUCGUAGAGACUGCUACUGAGGGACAGAAGAAGGCAACCAUGAGACUGUACUCACUGCUGCUUCUGCUCCUGGGGUCCUCACACGGGGUAUUCGCACAGCUGCCUGAGUUAAUGGAGGAGGAAGGUAGCGGUGUGACAGAGGUGACUCCAGAGCCAGAACCUGUGGAUGACACCUACUGGUCAGGCACAGCCCCCAUCUGUAUGGGAGGUUGUAAGGGGAGACACCAGGAACUGAAGAAGGAUCGCUGUGGGGACUCUGACUGCUGCUGGUUUGGCUAUAAAUCCCUCUGCAGAGGUACCACUCCCACAUGUAACCUUUAUCUGCUGUACCCUGCUCGCUCACUGUAGUGUAGCACAUUCAUCAUAAUUACAUAAAUAUUCUAUCAAAUUGUAUUUUCCUUAACAACAGGAAAUGAAUGAAUUUGUCAGUACACUGAAAUGUAUCAAACUAAAAUUUGAAAUACAUUGUACUAUCUUUAUCUUCUCAUAUAGUAUAUUAGUCAUUAUUCUCUACUUUGCACAUGCUCUGUUUGUCCUGUUUGCUCUUGUUCUAUAGUGUUUGUCCUGUUUGCUCUUGUUCUAUAGUGUUUGUCCUGUUUGCUCUUGUUCUAUAGUGUUUGUCCUGUUUGCUCUUGUUCUAUAGUGUUUGUCCUGUUUGCUCUUGUUCUAUAGUGUUUGUCCUGUUUGCUCUUGUUCUAUAGUGUUUGUCCUGUUUGCUCUUGUUCUAUAGUGUUUGUCCUGUUUGCUCUUGUUCUAUAGUGUUUGUCCUGUUUGCUCUUGUUCUAUAGUGUUUGUCCUGUUUGCUCUUGUUCUAUGGUGUUUGUCCUGUUUGCUCUUGUUCUAUAGUGUUUGUCCUGUUUGCUCUUGUUCUAUGGUGUUUGUCCUGUUUGCUCUUGUUCUAUGGUGUUUGUCCUGUUUGCUCUUGUUCUAUGGUGUUUGUCCUGUUUGCUCUUGUUCUAUAGUGUUUGUCCUGUUUGCUCUUGUUCUAUAGUGUUUGUCCUGUUUGCUCUUGUUCUAUAGUGUUUGUCCUGUUUGCUCUUGUUCUAUGGUGUUUGUCCUGUUUGCUCUUGUUCUAUGGUGUUUGUCCUGUUUGCUCUUGUUCUAUAGUGUUUGUCCUGUUUGCUCUUGUUCUAUGGUGUUUGUCCUGUUUGCUCUUGUUCUAUGGUGUUUGUCCUGUUUGCUCUUGUUCUAUAGUGUUUGUCCUGUUUGCUCUUGUUCUAUGGUGUUUGUCCUGUUUGCUCUUGUUCUAUGGUGUUUGUCCUGUUUGCUCUUGUUCUAUGGUGUUUGUCCUGUUUGCUCUUGUUCUAUGGUGUUUGUUCUGUCCUGUGUGGUUCAGUGAACUGUGGGAGGCCUGAUGUGGACUAUAACGGGAUGGUGUACGGGAACGACUGGUGGGUGGGCUCAGUUGUCCGGUAUGCCUGUCGCUCUGGCUUCCUAUUGGUGGGGGACCCUGCCCGAGCCUGCCAGUCCAAUGGAGGCUGGACCCCCAAACCCUCCUGUCUCAGGGUGUGUCGUCAGGGCCGUGUGGAGAUCACUGAGAAGGAGCUAGAAACAGCUACCUGCUCCUCCACCUGUCCCCUUAAGUCCUACAUGGGGCCUCUUAAGCAGGGCUGCUACGGCAUCGACAACUGCAGGAAGAUGAAUCCUGACUGGAAGCGCUGGUUCACCCGCUGUGACACGUGCCUGUGUGAUUGCCACAUCGCCUGUGGUAAGUAGUAAACUUUUACGCCCUUGAGUGGUACAGUCCAUUGACUGAUGAUAGCUAAAUAACUGGGCAUGUCAACUAGCAGGCAAUGAAGUUAAACCAGAUUAGCUCGUUUCAAUGAAUGGGUGGAAUGGGUGUGAGUUUGUUGAGUUCUUGAAAAAUGUGUACUCUAGAGUGUGGUUAAUAAUUAGUUCACAACGUGUUUAUUAAAUUUGAUAUCUUAAACUUAAGGUAACCCAUUCAUAUUUCACAAGUUCUAAAAUCUUUGGCCCACACAACAAACACUUCCCCACAAUGUAUUUUAUCUUUAAGUAUCUUUAGGUUAAAAGACGGACAAAUUCCACUAUUGAGUGACUAGAAUAUGUAUUCCAAAACCAUCACAAGGAUAUCGGUGAACAGGCUAACAUCACAGAUCCUCAUUGGAAUCUCAAUCGGAAUGCUCGAAUCCUCGUCGGACUAUUGCUGCUUCAUCUGCUGUCAAAGGGAAACCUAGCGAGACAUCUCUGGAACUAACAACAGUCUGUCGUGAGAGACUGCGGUCCUAACCUCAACAACCUCAUAGGGUUAACGUAUAGAACACAGUGGAGGUAAAGACACUACUUUUCCUCAGUUUCCUAAACAAACUCCCUGACUACAUAAAGGACUCAUCAUGCAGCGUAUAUUAACCGUUUUGACGAUAGAGGGGGAGGCCUCUCCUAGUGUAGAGGUUCUGUUGGGAUUAACGAGUUGUCCUUUAGCUCAACCUGCUCAUUCAAUCUGUCCUGGAACCUAGAAUGAGCUAGUUGUUGAGCUGAGACCUUAAUCUUGUUACCCACCGCAGCCCAGAGGAGAGUAGAGGUGUCGGUGGAAGUCAGAGAGGAGGACCAGGUUAACUAUCUAACAGCAUGUUUACUGUACUGCAUGUGGGGAUAGCUUGGAAUACAUAAUAUGCAAUGUGUAUUUCUAAAUGGAUGGGGAUAUACAAUAUUAACAAAGUGUGUCUUCAUUUCUCCUUAUGUUACAGCCAUUGGUUGGACUGUCUGUAUUGCUUAAGAGUUACCCAGACGUAGAUGGUUGUCCAAAGUCAAAGGUGCUUCCUCACUAACAAUGUUAGUUGUUGAUGAUUUGUCAUUGUCUUAUAAAUCCAACUCUGUGUUUAGACCAUAGGGAUCUAGAUUCAUUCUAUUUUGAAUCCAUUCUAUUUCAUUAUGUUUGUUUAGAUCAAGAGCUGAGCCUCAGGAUAUGUUUGUUUCCUUUGCGUUUGUAGCAGCCAACUCCUGCAAUGAAAUGAACAUGACCAAGUCAAACAUUAUUUUGUCUGAGUAAUGCUCUGCUAACAACUGCUUAUUACACACAGAAUGGAAUAGUGUUGUACAUACUGGGAGAACAGAAGAAUAAGAGAUCAUUCAUAAGCACUGUUUUAGACCCGCAAGAACCUGCAUCCACUCUGACAGUAGCUCCCAGGAGGUCUGAUUGGCCUCAUUUCCAGCCACUCAAUUCACACGCUUCCAGGGGCAGCCCAAAGUCUGGGUAACUCUUUCUCUGUGAACCUAUUAAAUGGAGAGCAACACGUGUAAGUUCAUCAUGCACAACAAGGCAGGAUAGGCUAUGAUGACUGACCAUACCGUACAACAUUUUGAUAAGAGAAAAUGACUUUGAUUUCUGGAAGUAUGUCAUUGUAAAAUGUAUACGAAUUAAGCCUGAAAAUGUACAAGAUACAAGAGAUUACAUUGACUUCUCUGUCAAAUAAAAUGUAUUUAAAUGUG
Molecule: messenger RNA, 7485 nt
Organism: Oncorhynchus kisutch (coho salmon)
Lineage: Eukaryota; Metazoa; Chordata; Actinopteri; Salmoniformes; Salmonidae
Gene: hinfp
Product: histone H4 transcription factor
Exons: 11
Coding region: 420-1877 (485 amino acids)
Biological process (GO): regulation of transcription by RNA polymerase II; anatomical structure development
Molecular function (GO): RNA polymerase II cis-regulatory region sequence-specific DNA binding; DNA-binding transcription factor activity, RNA polymerase II-specific
Source: RefSeq, a predicted model, not a curated record